Aspergillus welwitschiae is the source of this 722-nucleotide messenger RNA. RefSeq lists its product as uncharacterized. The transcript has a single exon. The record is from RefSeq and is a predicted model, not a curated record. Lineage: Eukaryota; Fungi; Ascomycota; Eurotiomycetes; Eurotiales; Aspergillaceae. Bases 78 to 347 code for a protein of 89 amino acids.
AGGUACGUCUAGCAUACCCUAUAGGAGCGGUCUCACUUCUCAUUACCUCCCACACAAUAUUGGCUGUUUCGGAAACCAUGAAGCACAUCUCUAUCCUCAUUUUGUUCAGCAUAGGUGUUAACAGUGUGCUCAGCUCACCUAUAUCCGCCACUCUCGAUGCAUAUAUUAGCUCUGGUCGCAGUCUAGCGUGCUGCCGUGAGCUCCUGAACUGCGACCUUAACGUCCUGUCGGAGGGUUGCGAUUUUUCCCAUUACUGCUGUGACAUUACGGUAAGCAUAACUCUCAGGACUGUUUCAUCGUUACGAAUAUAUUGCUUUUAUGCCUUUGAAGGAAAAUUUCGCUUUUAAUGAUUGUCAUCUGAAAUCGGACCAGUAGCAACUUGUCUUCGUCCAGAUUUGUUCGUUAUUCAUUACGAAAUUUCCCUUUACAAUGCCCAUGGUUUCCAAGGUUGUGAUGAUCAUACCGGAAUUAUGAUGAAGAGACAUAUCAUCAUUGUCUUGGAACAAGAGACUGAGAGAAAAUUUUCGCCUAUUGGGAAAAAACACUUCUCCGCUGAUCUUGCUAUGACUAAGAUCCGUGGCAUUUGUGUUUGGACAUAUCGGAUCCCAGAUGCUACUUCCCGCUAAAAAUGGAGGGUUGAUUGGAGAAGAAAUGCGGAACGGGGUGAAUUCGAUUGAUAAAGACGACUUCCUUCAAAUCUACCCUAUCGCAAGAAAGGCUAC